AUGUCUGAAGGUUGUGGGGCGUCGCCCCGGGCUUGGGGGAGCAGGGAGCGAUUAUCGUCUCGCCUCUCAGCCCCACGGACCCGAGUGUGUCCUGGACUCAACCCGGCUGCGGGACCGCGCUCCUUUCUCGACGCCCGGCUGGCAGCGCCCGGCAGCGCCGGCGGCCGGGAGGGAUGGGGGAGGAGGCGGCGGCAGCCGGCGAGGGGCGGACUCGCCCGGACGGAGCUGAGCGAGAUGGAAUUAGCCCCGCGGCGGCAUAAGCCUGCCCAGAAGCGCGCGGCUGCGGCCGGCGGGGUCUGCAUCCACACCAUGGCUACUCCCAGGCCGCGUGAUAUUCCCCUGCUCCCUGGCUCCCCACGCCGGCUGAGCCCUCAGGCAGGGACCAGAGGGGGCCAGGGCCCCAAACACGGACAGCAGUAUCUCCAGACGCCAGGUCCCCGGGCCCCAGGUCUGCAGGGCAGUUCCAGCCGAGAUCCUGGCCAGCCCCGCGGCGGAGAGAGUGCCCGCAGCAGCUCUGUCAUCAACAACUAUCUGGAUGCCAAUGAGCCUGUGUCCUUGGAAGCCCGUCUUAGCCGCAUGCACUUCCAUGACAAUCAGAGGAAGGUCGACUAUGUGCUCGCCUACCACUACCGGAAACGUGGGAUGCACCUGGCCCAAGGCUUCCCUGGCCACUCGCUGGCUAUCGUCUCCAAUGGGGAGACAGGCAAGGAGCCUCAUGCUGGGGGCCCAGGUGACAUUGAGCUGGGGCCGCUCGAUGCCCUGGAGGAGGAGAGGAAGGAGCAGCGGGAGGAAUUUGAGCACAAUCUGAUGGAGGCUGGACUGGAGCUUGAGAAGGACUUGGAGACACGGGAACCCCCAAAGGCUUCCCGUGAGUGGAAGCCCCAGGGUCCUCGGAGCUGGUGUGGGUUUGCUGCUGUCUCCCUACACACGCGGCCCGUGCGUGGUUACGAGUUUGUGUGUGUUGCUAUGUACUGCUCUCACGAUGCAUUGUGGAGCUGGGGAGGUUGCAUUCAGACCAACUCAGGCCACGCCUGUGAGCAGGGUCUGGCAUCCCAGCUCUGCCUGCUGAAGGCUGAGAGCAUCGGUGCGUCACCCCCCAGCCUCAGCCCCCGAGAACUCUUGCUGCCAGUGAGGGAUUCAGACCCUGAGAGCCUGAGCUCUGCAUUUUUCUCAGGGAUCAAAGCCUUAGGUGAAUGGCGGUGCAUUGGGCACCAGCAGGUGGUGCAGAUUCUGGAAAUCACAUCAUAUUGGCUCUUUCCUUUUGCAAAGACCGCGGUCCCAGAUGGGAGUCCCCCCUCCUUCACUCCAGCUUCCAUAAGCUGCAUACACUGGAGACUAAUGCUGCAGCCACCAGGCAACAUUUGGGAUGGAACACUCCGCAGGCGCAGAGGCCUGCAUUGCUCUGGGGUGGAGAAAGAGGACGAUCAUGUGGUGGGCACAUUUCGGGAGGUCAGUGUUUGA
Mandrillus leucophaeus (drill) is the source of this 1461-nucleotide messenger RNA. RefSeq lists its product as uncharacterized. Gene Ontology annotation, molecular function: protein dimerization activity. The transcript is spliced from 7 exons. The record is from RefSeq and is a predicted model, not a curated record. NCBI's taxonomy places the organism in Eukaryota, Metazoa, Chordata, Mammalia, Primates, Cercopithecidae. Bases 1 to 1461 code for a protein of 486 amino acids.